UCACUUUCAGAGCUUUUGGAAGGGCUUCUAUGUGUCCUCGUCGCUCGUGCUCGAUACAGACUUGCAUAAUUCCCGUUCAUUGCCCUCGAAGAAGCAAGACUUAACAGCCGGAUUACACUCCGAGAUGGAUAAACGUCUCUCUUCCCAACUGGAACGCUAUGCCAGCCAGGUAGCCUCUAGUGCCGGCCUCAUCGCCGAGUACCUUAAGUCACUCAACGACGACCCAUCGAUUCUGCCUAACCAGACCACACUACCAACAACAAUUGGCGCGGCCAAACUUGAGCUGGAAGAAGCCGCAACUCAGCUGCUGCAUCUUACCCGGGACCCAGGUGAUGUGCUGACAAAUUUAACGGUUGAUCUCCAAUUUAUCUGUGCUGUGCGAUGGUUACUCCACUUCAAGAUUCACACUUUUGUGCCACAGGAGGGCAUGAUCUCAUACCAAGAGCUGUCCCACAUGGCAAAUGUGCCACAGAAGCUCUUGCGCAGCUACCUAAGGCUCGCCAUGACCGGUAAGUUGUUCCAAGAGUACGGAACAACGGGAAUGGUUGGCCACAGCCCUGUGUCGCGCAGGCUAGCCGGUGACCCAAGCUUAGUUUAUUGGGGCCAGUACUUUGCUGAGGCCGUUUUCCCAACUGCCGCAAAAAAUGUGGAUGCCACUGCUACUUGGCCAGAAAGCAAUAAAUUGAAUGAGACGGCGCAUAAUCUUGCCUUCGACCAUUGUGACUCCUUUUUCGACUACAUCUCGCAGGAUCCUGCCCGCACGAUUGAAUUCGCCAAUUCCAUGAAAGCAGUGUCCACUACCAGUCUGUUUGACACUUCACAUUUAUGCAAAGUCUUUGACUGGUCAUCGCUCGGUGACGGGGUCAUAGUCGAUAUAGGCGGCUCUACGGGACAUGUCAGCGUAAGCCUGGCAGAAAGCUUUCCGAGCCUACGCUUUGUGGUGCAAGACCGCCCAGAGGUAGUUGUUAACAGCAUCAAGCGACUGGAUGAGCGCGAACUUCCCCUCUCAGUGACCACUCGCAUCCGCUUUCAGAGCCACUCUCUCUUCCACUUGCAGCCAGUUAAGGGUGCUGCCGUCUAUCUGCUGCGUCAAAUUCUCCAUGACUGGCCGGACCGGGAAGCUGUUGAGAUUCUUCGCAACAUUUUGCCCGCCCUGCAACCAAAGAGCAGGAUAUUUAUCGCAGAUAUAGUUCUACCUGAAACAGGCUCUAUUCCAGCUACACAGGAACGGGUGAUGCGCUGCAAUGAUCUACUGCUUCACCAGUUCACCAACACACUGGAGAGGACGCUGGAGGAUUGGCUUGCCAUUGUCCGUCGGGUGAGUGACAGGCUACAAAUCCAACAAGUGUAUAGACAUCCAGGUAGUAUCCUGUCCCUGGUAGUAUUAGGAAUUGUGUGAAAAUCGGACAAAUGGUAAUAGAAUUUGGUCGUACAUUUGACGACGCGGAUAGGGUGGGCACAGGGCAUGCUAUUUUCCGUGAAUCGAGGCGUACCAAGGGGAGAAUGUACCAUCGCUCUAGACUAAUAAGUAUACCCGACAAUCAUUGCCCCUUGCGUUGCACAGCCCAGUGGGGCAAUCUAAGGAUUGCGCAUAACGUGGUGUGUCAGUCACCACAUUUUAGUUCUAUAGAAAUUAUCAUCACCUUCAUC
This is a messenger RNA of Aspergillus vadensis CBS 113365, 1650 nucleotides long. RefSeq names its product O-methyltransferase. The coding region runs from base 125 to 1399 and encodes 424 amino acids. The record is from RefSeq and is a predicted model, not a curated record. Lineage: Eukaryota; Fungi; Ascomycota; Eurotiomycetes; Eurotiales; Aspergillaceae. Gene Ontology annotation, molecular function: O-methyltransferase activity. The transcript is spliced from 3 exons.